AGGUGAGUUUCAAGAAACUAUGGUGAAUAUUCGGACAUUUCUCAUAAUGUUAUCUUUCAUCAAGAAUGGAAUCGUAAACAAUAGAUGGAGAUCCAAAAUAUAUCUACAAUGCCAGUGGAGAUUCCAUUUUGCCAGUUUAUAUUGCUGCCGGUAUUGCCUAUCAGACCAAAUAAUUAAUUAAUACAAAUGUGUGGCAGAGUUUGCCGAAAUCGUAUAUCAAGU
Molecule: messenger RNA, 222 nt
Organism: Acanthoscelides obtectus
Lineage: Eukaryota; Metazoa; Arthropoda; Insecta; Coleoptera; Chrysomelidae
Source: the annotation of a GenBank genome assembly